This is a messenger RNA of Hyaena hyaena (striped hyena), 1880 nucleotides long. It is a transcript of the gene ACTL10, whose product is annotated as actin like 10. The coding region runs from base 387 to 1769 and encodes 460 amino acids. Lineage: Eukaryota; Metazoa; Chordata; Mammalia; Carnivora; Hyaenidae. The record is from RefSeq and is a predicted model, not a curated record. The transcript has a single exon.
UCAAGGCCAAGAGAGAGGUGCCAGGAGACUGUCUGGGGCUCAAAGACUGGACUGGACUCCUGGGUCCCCAAGAAAGAAUAUAUGUCCAGAGGACGUUGCCAUAAGGCCAUCAUUGUUAGAGCCCUGCUGCUCCCAGAGGCUUCUCAUCUAGAAGGAUCGGGCGAGGCCCUCUCAAAGUCUACCUCUGCCAGGACUGAGGGAGCAGAGCCGCAUAGCGGAGGUGCAUCCCCAGAGGGGUGGGCCCAGUCCAAGGUGGAGCCUUGAGCCUUGAGCUACAGGAGGGCAAAGAGGCCCCAAAACGGCCCGAACCCCGCAGGAGUGGAGCCUGACACUUGAAUUAGUGGCGGGUCCUCAGGCCUGUGGGCAGAGCCAAGAGCUGAAAAGAGAUGUCCAGUCUGGCUGGAAGAGUGGGAGCUCGGGACCAGAGGCUGAAGCCAAGAAUUGAGGGCACUAGUUCUGUAACCAAAGGCAGGGAUUUAGGCCUGGGGCCAGGGCCAAAAGCUGAAAGGUGGGCCUCCAGUGAGGCCGGGGGCAGGGCCCAGCCUCCGAGAGGGGUGCCUCUGGCAAAUGGCGGGGUCGAGCCAGGAAAAGCAGCGGGAUCGGGGACUGGGAGGUCGGCGUCCGGGGAGUCCGGGAGCCGCCGGCUCCGGCGGCCGCCCUCGCUGGGCCGCGUGGCGGUGGUGGUAGACCAGGGCUCGGGCUUCAUCAAGGCGGGUUUCGGGGGCGAGCGCCAGCCCCGCCUGGUGCUGAAGAGCUCCAGCCUGGUGCCCGCCUGGGACCGGCCUGUGCUGCCCGGCGCACCCGGCGACGAGGUGGCGGGCCGCGUGGUGCGGGCGCAUCCCAUCAAGCACGGCAUGGUGGUGGACUGGGAGGCGCUGGAGGGGCUGUGGGAGCGCCUGCUGGUGGGCGGCCUGCGGGUGUGCCCGGAGCAGUGGCCCGUGCUAGUGAGUGACUCGCCGUCGGCACCACCCGCGAGCCGCGAGAAGGUGGCCGAGCUGCUCUUCGAGGCCCUGGCAGUGCCCGCGUGCCACAUGGCCAGCACGGCGUUGCUGGCGCUCUGCUCCACGGGCGCGUUCAGCGGGCUGGCCGUGGAGGCAGGUGCGGGCGUGUGCCACGCCACGCCUGUCUAUGCGGGCCACUCGUGGCACCAGGCCACCUUCCGGCUGGACGUGGCAGGCAGCAUGCUGUCGCGCUACCUGAGGGACUUGCUGGUGGCAGCGUGCCCCGAUCUAUCGCUGCGGGCCUUGCCCCGCAAGGCCAUCACACAGCUCAAGAAGCACUGCUGCUAUGUGUCGCUGGACUUUGAGGGUGACCUUCAGAACGCUGACCGCCACCAUCCGGUCAGUCUCUGCUUAGGCACUGGGUGCUCCAUCUGCCUCAGCAGCGAGCGCUUCCGCUGCCCGGAGCCCAUCUUCCAGCCGAGUCUACUAGGCCAGGCUGAGCCAGGACUGCCUGUACUGGCCUUCCAGGCGCUGCAGAGGGUCCCUGCAACUUUACGGUCACGGCUGGCUGACACUGUGGUGCUGGCCGGUGGUUCCACGCUUUUCCCUGGCUUCACUGAGCGCCUAGAAAUGGAGCUGGAGGCACAGUGCCAGAGGCACAGCUUUGGGGCACUUCGGCCUCACCUGGUUGCCAGCCCUGGGCGUGGCACAGCAGUGUGGACAGGCGGCUCCAUGGUGGCCUCCUUGCGCUCCUUCCAACAGCGCUGGAUAACCCGGCCCAUGUAUCAGGAGUGGGGCUCCAGGCUGGUGCACGAAGUGUUCAACUGAAUCAUGCUGGGCUGGAGGGGAGGUGCCACGUGAGGGGCUGCAGAGGCUCGGUAGGCUGAGCUAUAGCUCUAUCAGGAAUUGAGUGCCAAAUAAAAGUCUCAAGUGAUUGGA